CUGCUCUUCACCUGCCUGUCCCCACAGCAGACAGACUGGACGGAGCCCUGGCUCGUGGGGCUCCUGGUCUUCCACCUGCUGUGCCUGCUCCUCACCUGCUUCUCCUCUCAGAGGUACAAACUACAGAUUGGACAUUUCCUGUGCCUAGUGGCGUUGGUCUACUGUGCUGAGUAUAUCAAUGAAGUGGCUGCAGUGCACUGGAGGUCGUUUUCAAAGCACCAGUAUUUUGACUCCAGGGGGAUGUUCAUUUCUCUCGUGUUCUCGGCACCGCUGCUGCUCAACGCGAUGGUCAUUGUGAUAAUGUGGGUUCACAAGACUUUGAAUGUGAUGACUGAACUGAAGAACUUGCAGGUGAAAAGAAAGGAGAGGAAGAGGAGGAGAAAAGAGGAGUAACUGAGGAGCUGAUUUCAAUCUGGGUUAGGUUUUCCAGUGCCACACCAAACCACACAUGGCGUGGGCCUCCUGUCAGCAGCUGGACUUGGGGCUCGGAAACUGGCUUUUCUGUUUGAUGCCCACAGUGAUGGAGCACCUGCAAAGCCGCCUCUUAACACCAGCGUGGAUCUGUGUCUUCAGGAUGUGUCUUUAGCUGUGUGGCCGAGCCUCAGGGCCUCAUCAUCUUCAUGGUUAGGAACUGGAGUCACAAGAGCGCUCACUCGGUGUCCCGUGUGGGAGCUGACAGAUACACAACCGUGCUUGGAGCGCCUUCACGCUGUGCCCACGGCAGGUCUGCCUCCCGGGCCGGCACUUGCUCUUCACUGGAGGGAGAGAUGCUGCUGGAAUUCCACAGGCACCGGUGGCCUCACAGCGGCUGUCUGCCCACGGUGUCAGCCAUGCCCAGGCUGACUCCACGUCCUGUCCCUGUGAGGCAGGUGGGAUUAAGUCAGGACUUGAUUUUGUCCUCCUCACGUGGAUUCGGGGCCCUGGCGGUCUCCACCCUGGCUUCGGUGGGUGCAGACUGACUGUUUCUUCCUCCGGUGUUGGUCUUUCUUCCUCCGCUGCGGGCCAAGGUACACUCAGCGGCACCUCUGCCACGUGCGCUUGGGACUUGAACCCGGGGCAGUAGCUGAGGAUGACAGGGACUGGAGGCUCAAGCACAAAUCGUGUUCAGUUAGGGAAUGUUGCGGACCCUUAAUUUUGGUGUAGAGCAAUAAUUUGUAACAGAACGUGAAUAGGAUUAUUGUUCCUAGGUGAAACACUGUUCCAGGUGGUAUAGGAAGUAGGCAGGUGGAAGUGUAUUUGGAAGGUUAAAAGUCGGCAGUUUGGUACAUUACAAAACGGCUGAGCCAUGCGCGCAUUUCUUUCUGUGUUUUUUGUGGUUUCAGCCUCUAGUGGGGACUGUUGAUUGUAGAGAUGAGUUGGUAGAACCUUCCUGAUAGAGACACUGGAGCUUUUCACCUGAAAUUUUUCCCAGCCCUUUCUUGAUUUGUUUGCCUAGCCAGGCCCUGGAUUCCAUUCUCUCACAUAAUGGUGUUUAGUCAAAUACUUUAUUAUUUAUUUUUAUUUUUUUUGCUAGACUUAGAUCUUGAACUCUGGGCCUGGGCGUAGUCCCUGAGCUUCAAUGCUCAAGACUUGCGCUCUGCCACUUGAGCCACAGUGUCACUGCUGGCUUCUUCUGAAUCAUUUACUGGAGAUGAAAGUCUCAUAGACA
Molecule: messenger RNA, 1648 nt
Organism: Dipodomys ordii (Ord's kangaroo rat)
Lineage: Eukaryota; Metazoa; Chordata; Mammalia; Rodentia; Heteromyidae
Gene: Tmem18
Product: transmembrane protein 18
Exons: 4
Cellular component (GO): nuclear membrane
Source: RefSeq, a predicted model, not a curated record